AUGAAGGAAAUGUUUAUCAAUGUGGAGUACUGUGGCUUAUCGAAGUGUUGUGUUCAUUGUGGGGUCUUUGGACAUGAUUGCUCACUGCCUCUGUCUGGAGCUCACACUAAGAAGGUCUGGAGGAAGAAGACCCCGCUGAUUGUUUCUAUUGAGCCUGCAAUGGUUUCCACGAGCCAGAUAUCUGAGGCAACUCAAGUUCUCCAAGCUGCACUGAAGGGCAAAGCCAUUGUCGAGAGUCAGGAGAUAACACCAGCACCUGCUACUAGCCAGGAGAUACCAGCCUCACCAGCACCUGUUACACCAAGUACACUACCUUCGCAGGAAGAGUUUAACAAGGUCAUCAAUGGUGUGAAAUCCAGAUCAACCAAAAAGAGUUCGAUUCCCAUAUUACAUUCCAAUGCUUUUGAUGUUCUCUGUGGAUCGAGGGAUAUUUGUUUACAGGCGCCUCCACCAAAGAAGACAGGGAGGGAGGGACUAAGGAAAAGGGGGGAAGCCACCAAGGUGGCUACUCUUCAUAAAUGA
Molecule: messenger RNA, 522 nt
Organism: Linum trigynum
Lineage: Eukaryota; Viridiplantae; Streptophyta; Magnoliopsida; Malpighiales; Linaceae
Source: the annotation of a GenBank genome assembly